AUGGAGAGGCUGCGGUCACGUGUUCUCCAAACAUCCUUCGAGAAAAAACCUUUGAUUUUGACGUCAGACGAAGAAGACAGAGAAGACGGAGAAGACGGAAGAGACGAGAGAGGAGUGGUUGGAUUUCGGCCUACAUUCAGCAAUAACAGGCGCUUUCACGCCUCCCCGUCACUCGGAAGAUACACGUCCACACCCAAAAUCAACACAGACAGCCUCGCUGAGACCUUGGAAGACCAUAGAAUUGCCAACCGUACAGUGGUGCGGAAGGUUAAAGUGCGCAGAGACCCGGACUGGUCCUCUCUAAGCUAUGGCCUUGCAACAAGGAGCAGCAGCAACCCACCCCAGGAGUUACACGUCGAAACAUAUCAGCAAUUGCAGAAGCUGCGGAAGCUGACGAAGCUGACAAGCUAUACAAAGAAGUUAAAUACCCACCAGCUGAAGCAACUCUACCCCACGACGUUGAAAUCGAGCCCACGGAAGACUGAGCAGCAGAGCGUGCAAUGCAAUUGGCUGCAGUAUAUGAACGAAGAAGAGUCAAAGGAUGGAUAUUCACGACUCAAUGAUGAAAUAUGGGCGUUUGAAGGGUACAUGUCUGAGAUUCGUCAGGAGAAGGAGACGGCGAGGAGAGUGAUUAGUGAGGUGGAAGAUAUCAUAAAGCCCAUUGGAGAUUCUACUCAUCAGCGGCCGAUGUUGGUUGGAUCAAGGUACACUGGCAUGAAUAUGCGGAACUCGAACGUUGACUUGAUGAUUCCUAUCGAAGACCCGGGUGGUCUGCCUAGCAGUGCACGGGGGCCGAGCGCUACUCGUCCGAAGAUUACGGCUAUACAAACAAGCCUUUUGUCCCAAGCUGCGCGCCUUCUCCGUGCAACGGGGACAUUCUCCGGUGUUACAGUACCAAGAGGGCAUGUUCCUUUCGUCUCGGCCGUUCAUUCUGCCACAGAUCGAAGAGUGCGGAUAUACUGUGGCGUCAAGCCCAACUCUGGUAUGGAAUACAUCUUGAACUACAAAACAGAAUUUCCUGCCCUACGGCCGCUCUAUAUUGCUAUACGGAUGAUUCUGGAAACUAGAGGGAUGCUUGGUACCAAUAAUCAUACCGUUGACCCAUAUGGACUGAUUAUGAUGAUUGUGGCGGCACUGAAGCUAGGAGAGGGUAAAUUUCAUCGCCACGACCUGGGAAGGCAGUUCUUGCACGUCCUUCGGUUUUAUGAGAACAUCGAUUUGCUUCGUUAUGGGAUCUCUGUUGACCCGCCGGAACUUUUCAAGAAGAGGACACAUGCUCGGUCUCUAGAUACUGAACAAUUACCACAUGUUCGAGGCCAGAAGAGUAUUUCUAAGAGAUCAGUCACCCGAGGGAAUGAGAUGCUAUGCUUACAGGACCCGGCGGAUUUUAUGAAUGACUUGGGCAUGUCGAGUUUCUCUGCGACGAGACUGCGAAGGGUGUUUGGCGAGGUAUAUGCUGACGUCCUGGGCAAGGUUGAGGCUUGGGAUGGGGAGGCUCGUAGGGACAAUGAGCUGAUGCUCAAUGACGGUAUUGCAGCACCAGAGAGACCCAGUCUGCUGAGGUUUGCUCUUGGGUCGAACUACGACCAUAUAGAGGCUCUGAGGGAUAAAGCUAUUGUCGAAUGCUCAUAA
This is a messenger RNA of Microsporum canis CBS 113480, 1632 nucleotides long. RefSeq lists its product as hypothetical. Gene Ontology annotation, molecular function: poly(A) RNA polymerase activity; mRNA binding. The record is from RefSeq and is a predicted model, not a curated record. Bases 1 to 1632 code for a protein of 543 amino acids. Gene Ontology annotation, biological process: RNA 3'-end processing. The transcript has 2 exons. Gene Ontology annotation, cellular component: nucleolus; TRAMP complex. Lineage: Eukaryota; Fungi; Ascomycota; Eurotiomycetes; Onygenales; Arthrodermataceae.